CCUCCCGUCAGUCCUUCCUUCCUGCGGCGCCUGCUCGCUUCGAGGUAUGGGACAGCGCCUCCGGCCCGCCAGCACCACCUGAGGAUCCCGGAAGUCGCCCCCGCCAUGGAAGACGACCAGGAGCUGGAGAGGAAAGCAAUAGAAGAACUGCUUAAAGAGGCAAAACGUGGGAAAACAAGAGCAGAAACAAUGGGACCUAUGGGCUGGAUGAAGUGUCCUCUGGUUGGUACAAAUAAAAGAUUUCUAAUUAACACAAUUAAGAACACACUGCCCUCCCAGAAAGACCAAGACCACGAACAAAAAGAGGUCAGUAAGGAACCUGCGACAAGCCAGGACCAGAAGGAGGAAAGCCGGCAGAAGCACAGAACCCACCCAUACAAGCACAGCGGCCACGCUCGAGGCCCUGCCCGUCAUUCCCCGCCGGGGAAGCGGGGCAGCCCGGAGAAGUCCCAGAAGCGGUCCAGCAAGCGGGCCGCUGUUGUGACAGCGGAAGAUCACCCGAGGCUCCAAGGAAAGAGUUCAGAGGGAGCGCUCUGAAGACGUCUCGGCAAGUUGAAGCUGCUUCAGCGGAAAAUGUCACCAAGCACCCUCUUCCCCCAUCCACAAAAGGAAGAAGAAUCUGAGAAGAAUCUCUCUGUCCAUACCCCCCACCCCAAGUCUUCCAAAGCAUCUGAACUUAUGCCUGGCCGCUCCCAGAUAAUCACUCAACGCAGCCCCACUCCCUGCUUCCUGGCAGCCGAGAAAAAAACCCCGUCUAAGCGCUAGAAAGGAGCACAUCCGCAAAGCCAGCUUUGGGGUGUUGGACGGACGCAUACUGCUCCCCCCGCCGAGCUGCUCUGCCACACCUGCUCAGUCUGCUUGGAGCCGAAAGCUCAGGGGCACAAGCCCAGAGCCUGCCCACUCUGCACCCUUCUCCCCCAGACCCCGGCCUCACCCCAUGACUUCGUACAGACACCCUUUCCUUUCAAACAUUCAAGAGGAAUCAUUUGGCUCAUAUGACUGUAAUCCAAAUCCAGUUACGCCUUAGCCUAUAUCACUUGUGCUAAAUUUGAAAUGUUUUGUAUUUAAAUAUCUAUCAGAAACAGCACAGAGUUUUGGUUUUUAAACAUUCUUGUUCUAAUUAAGUAAAAUAAAACUGGACUGUGUCAUUUGUCUAUGUGCUCUGUAUUUAGAGCAAACUGGCAAGCUCAUUAUUCUUAAAAAAGGGGAUGAUUAUAAUGAGCAUAUUCUUCCACUCAGAAGUAAAGGAAGCGCUUUAGCCUCAUGACACUUACUUUCUCAGACAAUCGUGUUAAAGGACAAGUGUUCCACAAAACCAUUUUCCCUUUAAAAACCACUGUCCCACUUGUGAAAUUUUUAUUAGAAUCUUUAAAACUUUCAUCACAAGCAGCCAUGGUUUCCUGUGUUUAAAUGUCAAGAGCAAAUUAUCCAUCUGUGUUCCAUAUGUAUACAGUAGAUAUCAGGGAGGGGCUGGUCCUGAGAUGCAAACCCAGCCACCUCCUGCUUCUGCGGGGAACACACGGGCGUGGCGGCACCGUACUAAGAGAUCAUCCAGGGCUUCCCUCGUGGCGCAGUGGUUGAGAAUCUGCCUGCUAAUGCAGGGGACACGGGUUCAAGCCCUGGUCUGGGAAGAUCCCACAUGCUGUAGAACAGCUAGGCCCGUGAGCCACAAUUACUGAGCCUGCGCAUC
Messenger RNA from Balaenoptera acutorostrata (minke whale), 1690 nucleotides. Its product is annotated as protein POLR1D-like. Lineage: Eukaryota; Metazoa; Chordata; Mammalia; Artiodactyla; Balaenopteridae. The transcript is spliced from 5 exons. The coding region runs from base 106 to 537 and encodes 143 amino acids. The record is from RefSeq and is a predicted model, not a curated record.